Molecule: messenger RNA, 1093 nt
Organism: Acanthaster planci (crown-of-thorns starfish)
Lineage: Eukaryota; Metazoa; Echinodermata; Asteroidea; Valvatida; Acanthasteridae
Gene: mob2
Product: MOB kinase activator 2
Source: RefSeq, a predicted model, not a curated record
AACGUGUAUAUUACUGACCCGAUAUCUGGAGAAGACCUCCUACUUACGCAGUACCGGCAUUUUGGGAUGAUGUGUUGGAGGAGGGACGUGGAGCCUACGCGACCAGACGCUGGAAAAUGCCGUGAUUUCUUCAGUUGGUGGCGAGGGAUCGUACAAGAUAGACACUUGUAUCGCUAGCGGGAGGGAUGGAUUGGUUGAUGUCAAAAGCUGGAAGAGGGAAAGACAAGAAACCACAACCAGUGACCACGCCUGACGAGCCCAAGAUCUUUCUGGAGCCCAAGUAUCUGGGAGCACAGAUCAUAGACUUUGAUAUCCGGGAAGUUGUACGGUUACCGAAGGGGCUUGAUCUCAACGAGUGGCUGGGCUCCAAUACUCUAGAAUUUUUUAACAAUGUUAAUGUUCUCUAUGGAGUCACGUCGGGCGAAGCCUGCACAAAUGAUACAUGUCCAAGCAUGUCAGCACCGGGGAACACGCAAUACUUCUGGCAGGAUGACAAGAACAAGAAACUCAAGGUGACGGCACCGCAGUACAUCGACUAUGCCAUGUCCUUCAUACAAAAGCACAUAACCGAUGAAGCGGUUUUACCAACAAAAUAUGGUCAUGUCUUCCCUAGUGAUUUUGAGCAGCUCGUCCAGCAGGUCAUCCGACUUCUCUUCCACAUCAUGGCUCACAUCUACCACGCCCACUACGAACUCUUCUUGCAGUUUGAGCUCCACCGGCACCUGAACAGCCUCUUCUGCCAGAUGGUCCUCUUCUCGCAGGAGUUCCACAUCCUCAACACCAAAGACUACGCGGUCUUAGAUGACCUAAUAGAGGCCCUAGGGCUGAACAAUGUGAACUCCAAGUCAGAGUCUAAUAAUGCCAGCGGAAGUGUGUAGCCACACCCUCUCUCUCCCAUCCUUCCCCCCAACCUUCCCCCCCCCUGCAUUUGGGAUGUUCUCACUGCGCGUGCAUUUUUUGUUCGGAAAGUUUACGAGUGUUCGAACACUGGAAUGACAGUUGUGGGGCCUAGGGUUCAGGCCCUAGGAUCUAGCAUAAGUCAUUUCACUGUAUUCAGGUGUUCCUACUGGUUCAUGUAGUUAUACUGCACGAG